Desarmillaria tabescens is the source of this 958-nucleotide messenger RNA. RefSeq lists its product as uncharacterized. The transcript is spliced from 5 exons. Gene Ontology annotation, molecular function: metal ion binding. The record is from RefSeq and is a predicted model, not a curated record. Bases 211 to 756 code for a protein of 181 amino acids. NCBI's taxonomy places the organism in Eukaryota, Fungi, Basidiomycota, Agaricomycetes, Agaricales, Physalacriaceae.
CUCAUAUUGUAAGUCACCCCCACCGCUGGGCAUGAGUGAUUUUUGAAAUAAAAUUGUACAUAAAAUGAAGCAGUUGAUCCCAAAAUCAGUCUGACCUUAACCCGAGUGAAAAUGGAAGAGCCAUUUAAAGUGUGACAGAAUAACUUCCAUAAGAGAUACCAUCUCUUUCGUCCCCCCUACCACUACAAUUGCUGCUGCUUCACUGUGAACAUGGCCGGCUCGUGCCCCGCAUGUCAAUCUGAGGUUAAGGCCCUGUUUUCUCUUCCCUGUGGUCAUAUAUACUGCAAGCAAUGCAUAGAUAAGACGGAAACACUGGAUAGCAAUCAACACAGAGAGUUCACCUUCAAUGCUUCGCGGUGUCCAAACUCGAAGUGCCGCAAGCCGUUCCCCCGCGACCCAUUAGAAGGGAACAUACAGACCGUGCCGCGUAAAUUCCGACCCUACUUGCUCCCCGCUGUCCGUGAGAUCCUUACCGACCCUGAUGGCUCGGUAAAGCGCGAGAACGAGCGACUCAGGGAAGUGCUGGAGUGUCAGCAGGCGCGAGGUGAAUAUAUGAUGCAUAUGAUACGUGAAAAGGACCGACAACUGCAUCAGCUACGAGAGAUGGCGGUGUGGAGGAAGCUGCCGCUGUUGCACGUCAGCGUGUAUUUGCUUGGGUGUGUUUUUAUUGCUUUCAUAAUGAUUCUGGGAUUGAGUCAGAUUAUUUCUAUUUUGCCUAUACAUCCCAGUACAUGUUUCCGGUCUACGUGCUUCUAGUAAAUGGGCUCUAAUUAUUCUAUAUGUAUCUUCCAUUCAGCCCUUCUUGUCUUUUAUCUAUGGAAUUUUCUAUUCGGUUCAUGAUGCUCUGGAUUCAUCUUUUUGUAUGGAGCAUCCCUGUGUGGCGUAUGAUAAGAAAUUAAUAGGUACUAGAUGGUACGUUUUACAAAACAAGCACUCCCAAAUAUGUGUCCCAUGAUGC